AUGGUCGUGCCUCCAAGCAGUGGAGGGGCUGCUGCUGCCUCUUCAGCAAAUCGCCCGACAUACACCACCAGCAAUGUCGCCUCGACAAAACCCAAGUCCGUCGCUCACACUCCGAGUGUAGCCGUAAACAACACGCCUAUGCCGCUCAGCGCAAGACGCUCAGAACCUCUGGACUUGAACACCGUAGAGCGUCGAGGACAACCAAAUGCCGCGCCUGAGAUUACCAAGAGGAACAGACUACAUGGUAUUCCCGAGGGACCUACUUUCCGACCCACCGAGGAAGAGUUUCGCGAUCCUAUGGCCUAUAUGCGCAAGAUUGAGCCUGAAGGUCGCAAAUAUGGAAUCGCAAAGAUCAUUCCUCCUGAAGGCUGGCAGAUGCCAUUUGCCAUCGAUACAUCGAGUUGA
This is a messenger RNA of Aureobasidium musti, 405 nucleotides long. Lineage: Eukaryota; Fungi; Ascomycota; Dothideomycetes; Dothideales; Saccotheciaceae. The record is from the annotation of a GenBank genome assembly.